UCUGCCCACACUCAACAUGGCGAGAGUAGCCACAUGUUCCCUCAGUUUCUGUAACCUCUGGAACGGGGCGUGAAAGCGAGGAGGGCAGCGGGUGUUUUCCAAGUCGCUCGCGGUGGUGCGUUGGGCGGGGGAGCGAAACUGUCCUCCAAACCGGCAAGCCCAGCCAAGGCCUAGUGGUGAGGUCAUGAGCCGCGGAGCUGGCGGCGGCAGCAACAUCGGCGGGGCGGAAGUCUUCCGCUUACCCGGCCGCCACGGCUACGCAGUAGAGUACUCACCCUACUUGCCCGGGCGCUUGGCCUGCGCCGCCUCGCAGUACUACGGGAUUGCAGGUUGCGGAACACUGGUAAUAUUGGAACAAAGUGAUGCUGGGAUUAAUCUACUCAGGAGUUUCGACUGGAACGAUGGCCUAUUUGAUGUGACAUGGAGUGAGAACAAUGAACAUGUGCUGGUCACUUGCAGUGGGGAUGGAUCUUUACAAAUCUGGGAUACAACACAACCCACAGGUCCACUGCAGAUCUUUAAGGAGCACACUCAGGAGGUUUACAGUGUUGAUUGGAGCCAGACUAGAGGAGAACAGCUAAUAGUAUCUGGAUCAUGGGAUCAAACAGCAAAAAUGUGGGAUCCUACUGUGGGACAGUCAGUAUGUACUUUUAAAGGCCACGAGGGUGUCAUUUAUAGCACAAUAUGGUCUCCGCACAUCCCAGGCUGCUUUGCAUCUGCUUCAGGUGACCAGACUUUAAGAAUUUGGGAUGCUAAGGUACCAAGACUCCCAACAAUAAUUCCAGCUCACCAGGCUGAGAUUUUAAGUUGUGACUGGUGCAAAUAUGAUCAGAACUUGCUGGUAACAGGUGCUGUAGACUGCAGUUUGAAAGGCUGGGAUUUGAGAAAUAUCCGGCAACCAGUAUUCAGUCUCUUUGGCCAUACUUAUGCUAUAAGAAGAGUAAAGUUUUCACCAUUUAGCUCCACUGUAUUGGCAUCCUGUUCCUAUGAUUUUACUGUAAGAAUCUGGGAUUUCUCCAAGCUCAACCCUCUGCUUGAAACUGUGGAACAUCAUACUGAGUUUACUUGUGGCCUGGAUUUGAGCUUGCACCAUCCUGGUCAGGUGGCAGACUGUUCUUGGGAUGAAACAGUGAAGAUCUAUAGCCCUUCUUCAUUUGUAAUUUCUGCAUAAAGUGGUAUAUUCCAUGGAAGAAAGCAAAUUUGGAAGGAAUCACUUCCAGUUUCCCAAAGCAGCAUUGAACAGUUACAGGAUAUAUUGGAAUCUUUAUCACUUUCUGAUUUCUUAAAAUAUAAUUUCAUGUUUUAAAAUCA
This is a messenger RNA of Sphaerodactylus townsendi, 1311 nucleotides long. RefSeq names its product peroxisomal biogenesis factor 7 (gene PEX7). NCBI's taxonomy places the organism in Eukaryota, Metazoa, Chordata, Lepidosauria, Squamata, Sphaerodactylidae. Bases 185 to 1171 code for a protein of 328 amino acids. The transcript is spliced from 10 exons. Gene Ontology annotation, biological process: protein import into peroxisome matrix. The record is from RefSeq and is a predicted model, not a curated record. Gene Ontology annotation, molecular function: protein binding. Gene Ontology annotation, cellular component: cytosol; peroxisomal matrix.